Messenger RNA from Guillardia theta CCMP2712, 195 nucleotides. RefSeq lists its product as hypothetical. The annotation marks the transcript as partial. The transcript is spliced from 3 exons. The record is from RefSeq and is a predicted model, not a curated record. NCBI's taxonomy places the organism in Eukaryota, Cryptophyceae, Pyrenomonadales, Geminigeraceae.
UGUGGAGUGUCGAAGUUCCCUUGGUCUUAUGACUCCAGAGAGACUUGUCUUGUGCUCGAGGGCGAGGUAAUUGUCACUCCCAACAAAGGCGAGCCUGUUAAGAUCCAGGCCGGCGACAUGGCGGUCUUCCCGCAGGGCAUGUCCUGCACGUGGGACGUGACGAAGGCUAUUCGCAAGCACUACAACUUUGAUUAG